Dovyalis caffra is the source of this 1614-nucleotide messenger RNA. NCBI's taxonomy places the organism in Eukaryota, Viridiplantae, Streptophyta, Magnoliopsida, Malpighiales, Salicaceae. The record is from the annotation of a GenBank genome assembly.
AUGAACCAAGAUUCAUGGCCAAAAUCGACAACUUCAAUCGCACCACAGCUAUACAAAGACUCUUUGGCAUUUUGGCUACUGAGGAUGCAUGGAUUUAGUGUAUCUCCAAGUACGAUUUCUAAGGGUACCGAUCUUAUGUUUUCGGGAGAAAAUGAACUUGAGGAGGCAAGAUCCCUUUCAAGAAAGUUGCUUGAGAAAAUCAUAGCAAUGGGAAACAAAGAUCAGCGUACUGUUCCUUUCCCAAGUUUCCUGUCAGUGAUUAAGCACGAGUUGAGGUUUCCAUGGAUGGCUCGGCUGGAUCACCUGGAGCACAGAAUGUGGAUGGAAGAAAAGGAUAGCACCGCUCUAUGGAUGGGAAAAGCCUCCUUCCAUAGGUUAUCAAGCCUUCAUAAUGACAAACUUAAGCAACUGGCUGUGCAAAACUAUGAGUUUCGACAAAUGAUAUACAAGAGCGAAUUGGAAGAACUGACAAGGUGGUCUAAGAGCUGGGGCCUUAGUGACAUGGGAUUCGGCCGAGAGAAAACUGCUUAUUGCUACUUCGCCAUUUCUGCUAGCACAUCACUGCCUCAGGAUUCUGAGACAAGAUUGAUGGUAGCAAAGAGUGCAGUAGUUAUCACGGUUGCUGAUGAUUUUUAUGAUAUGGAAGGCUCUUUAGAUGAUUUGGAAAAAAUCACAGAAGCAGUUCGAAGAUGGGAUGCUAAAGGCUUGAGUGGCCACAGUAAGACUAUCUUUGAUGCCCUUGACAACCUUGUAAAUGAAUUAGCAAGAAAACACAUUCGACAACGCGGAACUGAUAUAACAGACAAUCUCCGAAAUAUAUGGAUCGAAACAUUUGCUUCCUGGUUUACGGAAGCUAAAUGGAGCAGAAGUGGAUUCAUACCAGCAGCUGAGGAGUAUCUUGAGACUGGCAUGACAUCUAUUGCUUCACACACCAUAGUUCUUCCAGCUUCAUGUUUCUUGAAUCCAAGCAUUCCCACUCACCAACUCAAUCCAGCCCAAUAUGAAAGCAUUACCAAAUCAUUAAUGGUUAUUUCUCGCUUGUUGAAUGACAUACAAAGUUAUGAGAAGGAACGAAAGCAAGGGAAAACGAACUUUGUCACUCUCCACUUAAAAGAAAAUCCAGAGGCAGACAUCGAAGAUUCAGUUGCUUAUGUCAGAGAGAUUCUUGACAAAAAGAAGAAAGAGCUGCUGGAACAUGCUCUGAUGGAUGGUUUUAAUGAUUUCUCUAAAUCCUGCAGGCAUCUCCACUUAUCUUGCGCCAAAGUUUUUCAGAUGUUCUUCGAUUCUAGCAAUAGAUAUGACUCUAACACAGAAAUGUUAGAAGACAUUCAAAAGGCAAUUUAUAUUCCUGUAGAAGUUGCAGCACCAAAGCCACCAAAACCUCUGCCUCUUCCUUCCCCAUCAACGAAGAGAUAUCAGACAGUAACCAGCUAUCACAUCGAUCAGCGGUUCAAAAAUCGCAACAUUGGACUUGCUCCAAGAAGUGUUGUUUCUCGGCCUAUUUUUGGAACAUCAGAAAAUGAAGUCAAAUUUGAAAAUCAAGUAAAGGGGAUCAAAUUUGAAAAUCAAGCAUCGGGGAUGUUAUGCCCUUCUUGGAAAAGAAUUGAGGUGUAA